AUGUCCUUCAAUGCAGUUGCGGGCUAUCUCGGCGACCUUGCCCGCGGCAAGCGUGAGGGUGACGGCGAGCCGGCCAAGUCUGACUGGGAAGACUUGCAGGCCGCCGUCUUGGCCGGUGACACAAAGGCCCUGCAGGUGGCCGACGCAGUGAUGGCGCAGGCCAAGAGCCGCACUGACGCCGAGCGCAUGGAGGCGUUGGGACGCCUCCUGCAGGAGGAGUCCGUGGAGGACUGGCGGAGCCUGCAGCUUGGUAUGUGCCUCUGCCUUCUCGGGAUCGCAUUGGCGCUGCUCGUGCAGCCGAGCACGGCCUGGGACUUUGCUCGAGGAGUUCCUGGGCUGAAGGACGGCAUAUUGGCAAAACGGCACCCGUUGCAUGCCGGAGUCGCUCGGCGCGCCGGGGCUGCGCAAGAGGACAACAGUGGCCAGGACCGGCGCGAUCUCGAGGAGGUGGUCGCAGAAGCCGACAGGGUGCUGGAGGACAACGGCACGGUGAAAGAGACCAAAGCCGUCUUGCGAAAAGCGCAGAAGAUAUAUCCAGGGAAGUGGACCCUUUCAGGGAAGAAAGACGAGUUGCAACAAAAACUGCGCGAGUUUGUGGAGGAGGCCAAAGCAACCAAAAAGGGCUUGGAAGAGGAUUCCCACAGGGCACAGGUGACAAGCUGGCACCCUGGGCGUGGCGGAGUUGCUUCGCGCGCCAGCCCGCAGCAGGACAGUGGUGCGGAGGACUGGCUCGCCAAGAGCCGCGAGGAGGUGGAGGGCUUCUGUCGAACUGGGUCGAAGCCGUACUGCUGGAUGCUGGGUUUGAAGCAGACGACAUCACCGAAGUCACCCCCAUUCUGCUGA
This is a messenger RNA of Effrenium voratum, 843 nucleotides long. The record is from the annotation of a GenBank genome assembly. NCBI's taxonomy places the organism in Eukaryota, Dinophyceae, Suessiales, Symbiodiniaceae.